Molecule: messenger RNA, 7194 nt
Organism: Acipenser ruthenus (sterlet)
Lineage: Eukaryota; Metazoa; Chordata; Actinopteri; Acipenseriformes; Acipenseridae
Product: RING finger protein 150-like
Exons: 7
Coding region: 18-1301 (427 amino acids)
Source: RefSeq, a predicted model, not a curated record
UCGGAAACCUCAGAAUUAUGGCAAUGUCCCUAAUCCAAGCCUGCCGCAGUCUGGCUCUCUCAACAUGGCUUCUUUCCUUUUGUUUUGUGCACUUGCUCUGCCUGGACUUCACGGUGGCUGAGAAAGAGGAAUGGUAUACAGCUUUUGUGAAUAUUACCUAUGUGGAUCCCGUGAGUUCGGAGUUCAGAACAGAGAAAACGGAGUGCGGUCGGUACGGGGAACACUCUUUGAAGCAGGAUACCAAGGGGGUGGUGGUGAUGCCCUCCUCUCCCCACGACAGAUUUGCUUGCGACCCCAACACUAGAUUUGCAGUCCCUGCCAAUGCCAAAAGCUGGGUAGCUCUUAUACCCAGAGGGAACUGUACAUACAGGGACAAGGUCCGCCAUGUUACCAGUCAAAAUGCGUCUGCUGUGGUCAUCUUUAAUGUGGGCUCCAGCAAUGUGAACGAGACUAUUACUAUGCCACAUGCAGGUACAGGAGACAUUGUGGUGAUCAUGAUUCCUGAACCCAAGGGAAGGGAGCUAAUGCUCCUGCUUGAGAAGAAUGUGACUGUAAUGAUGUACAUCACCAUCGGCACUCGGAAUCUCCAGAAAUAUGUCAGCCGAACCUCUGUGGUUUUCGUAUCCAUCUCGUUCAUUGUGCUCAUGAUCAUCUCGCUGGCCUGGCUUGUCUUCUACUACAUCCAGAGGUUUAGAUAUGCAAAUGCACGAGACAGGAACCAGAGGCGACUUGGAGAUGCAGCAAAAAAAGCCAUCAGUAAACUUCAAGUCCGAACCAUUAGGAAGGGAGACAAGGAAACAGAACCAGAGUAUGAUAACUGUGCAGUUUGCAUCGAGGGGUACAAACCAAAUGAUGUUGUCCGAAUUUUACCAUGUCGGCAUCUCUUCCAUAAGAACUGUGUAGAUCCAUGGCUUCAGGAUCAUCGCACAUGCCCAAUGUGCAAGAUGAACAUUCUCAAAGCAUUAGGAAUUCCACCAAAUGCAGACUGCACUGAUGAUAUCCCACCAGAUUACGAGGGAUCAAUAGGGGGACCUUCAGCGAAUCAGAUAACUGGGGCCAGUGAGUUAACAGUCAACGAGAGCUCGGUGGUCCUGGAUCCAGCAAUCCGUGCUGUGGGGCUCCCACAGGUCUUCCAGGAAAGCGAACCCAACCCUCAGGCUGGAGAGAUCAUCAUUAACACAAGCAGUGACCUGGAACCGGCGGUGAGCAGCGAUUCAGACACCUCGUUGAUUAUGGGUGUGGAAGUGGGGCUCUCGGAUGUGGAGAUCUCCACUGACCAGGACUACGAGGUUAAGUCAUGAAAUGUCUCAAAUGAAAUCUCUGGGAUUUAGACCAGGCAAUUUCUACCAGAGGAUAAAAACACACAAAAAAAUGAAUAAAGCGCCACAGGCUGCACUCCAUUUGGGAAUGGUCAAGGAAAGCAAUAGCAACACCCUUCUAAACACAACCUCAUCAACAUUGAGAUAUUGUUUCCACAAAUACAUUUUACAUAAUUGCAAUCGCAAUACUUGAACCGGCUGGCAAAUAUGAAACCGCUAACAUGUUAUUUAUGCUAUUUUUAUUUGUUCUGUUAUUCUUCACAUUAAGUCACUAGUUACGUUGUGGAGAUAUGUCUUUACAGCCUCCCCACCCUGUGUUUCCUUCCUAAGGGAUCUAAUCCUUAAAUUAGAAGAAUUGUUUCCCAGAAAUCACUGCCAAAACAUUCCAGUGGGGAAACGGGAAACUACAGUGUUUUAUUUAUUUAUUUUCCCAGGAUAAUGUUACCUAUGCUUUACAUUUGUCAAAAACGAGAAAAUUGUUGCACAGGAAAUUCUAUAAGUUCUGACCAGUGUCAAUUGAUGAAUAUCCCCACCUCCCUCACCCCAGUAUAAUCCUCAGAUAUCAGAUAUCUUAAAGCGUAUUGAUAGUGCAGAUUGUAAUUUAUCUCCUGGGAACAGCAAGAGUUGUACUUCUCCAAGAGUUCUGUGGACUCGCUUCACUGUUUGAUCCCUUCUUUUGGAGGAAAAAGAAGAUUGUGUCAACACAGGGUAAAGUAGUUUUCAUAUCUUCACAAUGUUCAACUUUGGUUCUCAAGCACUGUACUGUACAGUAUGUGUGUGCAUAAGAUUUCAGGAUGUAAUCCAAGGCAUUUCUGGGACAUCUGCUUGAAGGCAAUGUGGGAGAGAACCAAGUGGAAAGAUUUGUUUUUUGGAGUGACUUUCCAUUCAAGGACAAAACACUUGAAUCCCACAGCUGUGUGUUGUGUAAGGAUGGGGAGAUGAGUGAGAACUGUAUUCAAUGAUAAUGCAGUUUUGCUGAGCUUUACUGACAGUGGACUACAUGCCUGCCUGGAACAACUGACACAGCCAUGCUUUGAUGUGUAGGUAUGCCUUUGGAGGACUGUCCAUUUGCCAACACUCAAUAAUAUUAAGCAGACACAUAUUUCCUCAGAGCUGUUGUGGAAGAAGGCAUUUGCUAUACAUGCCAGCUGCAAAAUGAUAUGUAAUCCUAAAUUAACAAUUUUGCAAAUCAUGUCAUGUUAUGGUCUAUACUGCAAUGUACUUGCAAUAUCAGGACAUGUUAAAGCCAAAUUAAAUUGGGUCCCUGGUUAGGGGAUUAUCCCAGUCCACUGUUAGAUUGGACUCCCUUGUGCCCACUCUUAUAUCAUCAGCGCUCCAAGAAGGCCAUCGAAACUCAAAUGGAUCAUAAGUACUGACAGGCUCUAUACCCUAUUGGGCUUCUCCAUAUUUUAAUGGACUUUAACAAAGGGAGUAUUGUUUAGCUUACAACUGUCUGGCCCUGCAGUAUCACUCAUUUUACACUCUUCCAGGGAGCAAAAGGAAUUAGAGGCAACAUGGAUCCCUUUUUCAGGCCUGGCAUGAGAAUUGAUUCAAGUGAGCUUAGGUUCCCAAUUUUGGAUUCGGGCGUUAUCUGGUUAGAUAUUUAGUUCUGCUCACCCAUUGCUUAAAUUUACCAAAUUGAUGAUCAUACUUUUUUGUUGUUUUGUUUUUUUUAUAAUGAUGUUUCAACUGAGGCAGAAAAAACAACAGCUGAGAUUCUCCUUCAGUGGUUCAUCCAUAAUAAUCCAGCAGGGCCCAGCACUGAAUGCCAGUUGGUUUCAAUUUGAGCAGACAAUGUAUUGGGCCGAGAGCACUUCUGGGAUAGAAUGGAAAAUGGUAUAUCAAAUACAGUAUGGCACUUGUUUCAAGAGCACAUUUUUAUAUCAGGACUGGUAGAAACUGUUGGGAUUUCUUUGUAUUGCACAUCACGCUUUAAAAAAAAAAAAAAAAAAGUAGAAAGGUCUUUGAUUACAUUUAUUUUAGUAACUUGUACAUUUAUUUUUUCUAAACUAGAGAGAGAUUGUGUACAUAAUUGAAGUGUAACUUGGUACAGUAAUUAUUGAAUGUUUAAAAUGAAUGAAAAAACUGCAUUUCAUUUCACUCGUGUGUGUGUGUGUGUGUGUGCUAUCAUCGAACAUACAGCUUAAUGUUGAGGUACCAUUAAGCAAUAGCUGUUGUUUUUGUAUGACCAAACCAAGGGCAACCAGUCGGUAUACAGGAAAUUAAAACAAAACAUAAUUGAGACUCUUUUUUUUUUUUUUUUUUAAGUUACAGCAACAGCAUAAAGUAAUUUUUUUUUUUUAAGGUAAAAUUGUACUUCAUUACACUGACAAAAGCACGAGCCAAAAUGUUUGUUAACUUUCUUUUAUGAUUUAACUUUAUCAUGUAAGAACGCACAUUUCUGACUUCUAAUCAGACAACUGCUUCAAAGACAGCACUCCCUCUAUUGUGUUUACCACUGAUCUAAGAGAUAUCCAGCGAGAGACUGGAACAACUUCAGUGUAAAAAUAGAUAUGUGCUGCUUUGAUUAUGUGACAUUUAAAAAAGACAAACAAACAAAAAAAAGACAAUUGAAAUGGAACUGUUUGUAUUUGUACUGUACUGUAAGUUUUUAUACAGAGUCCUCACAAGAACAUUGCCUGCUGUAAACAGUGCAGUGAGGCUCUGGAGAGAACCUCUACACAGAAAUUAGAAGUAUGAAUGAAAUGCAGCACUCAGAUUUAAUGUGAUGGUGACAUAUCUAUAAUAUUCCAUCCCCAAUGGUUUAAUAAGAACAGAACAAUCAAAUAUUUAAACAUGUAGAAUCGUGUGGUUGUUUCCGUGAUUUAGCAGGUGGCAGGCCUGCUGUGUUGAACUUGAAAAAGCCUUCAGAGCCUCUAAACUUUAUUUAACGUGCCCUCUUUGGCACCGAUGUUGUGCUGCGAUACACACCUGAAGCAAAAUCACUGGCCAAUCCCAUCACUCCCAAUGUGGAAUAAAAGCAUUGCAGCUGAAAAAGACAACCAAACCUGUAGAAUGUAUUUGCAAUGUGGAAAACACAAACCAAAGCUUACAGGGUUUAUCGUGUAAUAUCCCUUUUUAAGUUGGCUUUAAAUAUCUUUAAUUUGUUAUUAUUGUACUGUAAGACUUUUUUUAGAAAGUGUUCAAGAUAUUAUUACUCAGCAGCUGUGCCUGUGGAUGUCUUGCAUGAGGACACAGUAAACUGAUGUAUUGAAGGUGCAGGUCAUCCCAUCAUAAACAAUUCUAGUACUGGAAUUGGGAGCAGAUCACAACAAAGUAGUCUGUAGAGUAGAACCAGAAAGUUUCAAUGUUCUGUAUGCUGGCAGCCUCCAGAUAACUAAUAACCUGAUUGUAUUAAACCAGUUAUGAUGCUGUAUUGAUUGAGGACCUGUGCAUCUGCAAAGGAAUCCACAGGUCCACUCUCCACUUGUCAGAAGCCUUAUUGAUUAGGGGAUCUUCAUUGAGUCACCCAUAGCUAAUGUUCUACUUAAGAUAUUUAUUUACUGUAGGAGCAGCUAUAUCACGGGGGGGCUAAAAAUGCCAGAUUGUUGAACUGUAGAAGUGGCAUGAAGAUGCAUCCUGUACAUUUCAGAUGGACAUGUGUACUUUGUAUUGGCCUGUACAAAGUUAAAUUGACAAUAAACAUCAUAAUUGGAUACAAACGGAAGCAUUAUCAUUGGGCAUUGAAUGCAUAAUUCACUGGGUUGAAGGUUUUCAGGUAGUGAAGCAGAGACUUACUGAUUCAAACAAAAAAAAUAUAUAUACUUUGUCGCAAUCGGUUGAUUUCCAAUGUUUCCACUAUUAUUUAACCCUCUAUGAUGUACCAUUUUAUUUCCUGUGUCAAGUGCGACCAGAUCUUUUGUUGUUUUAUUUGUAUUUUAGAGUUAAAAUGAGUAAAAACGUCAACUGUCAUACCAACUGUUCACUCCUGUGUAUGUCAUCUUAUUGUGAUACUAUCCCUGUAUUAUUCCAUUCAACCAAACAUCUUGUCUCCACCUGAUAAUGAAGCUUGAGUGUUCCGUAGCAGUUAGACUGGAGGUGUGCACUGCUGACCAAAUUUCACUCAGUCAGUCACUUCUGAAUAAUUUCAAAUAGUUUGGGUUCACAAGUUCGUGCUUCCUACAGUUAAAAAUGUGACUGGUGUCAACAAGAGAAACUCAAGCUUCCUUUCGCUAUAUAGGUCUUCUGUGUGCGGUUUUGAAACAAAACACACAUUAUAACAAUCACUGAUUUUGAUUUUAUGUCUGGUACCAUACUAGGCUAAAUAAAACUGUGUUACGUUCAGGUAGUCUUCCUGGUUCUUUUCACCUAGAGUGUGUCCUUACCCUACACAUUUUUUUUUUCUUGUCAUUAACCAGACAGCUAGGAUGUGAAACUAGCAGAACAGACUUCCUGUAACGAAGGCAUGUAAAUUGAAAGUUUUCAUUAACAUGGUAUGGUACCAUAUAUUUCCUUUGCUUCAUCUAAAACGACAUAGUGAAUGGAAGUGCCUGACAAGUAAAAUUAAUGGGAUUUAUUUCAUCUGUUGUUCACACUUUACUGUUAUUAGAAGGAACAAAUACCUCUACUAGUACUUUAUUUUUGUCUUUCAAUAUUUCAGCAUCUGCCAUGCACUAUAGCCUUGCUUUUGUAUAUUAUGUGUAUUUUCCUAAACAGUUUUCUAGUUGUGACAGAUAGCAUCCUUGUAUAGAUGGACACUGUACAACACUUUUAUAUGGUGGCUAAUUGAAGACAUGGGGGAUUGAGAUCUCCUGAUAAAAGAUCUCUGGAUCACGACAUUGCAGAUUGGUUAUGUCAGGAUUUCGGUGAGUUAAUGUAUGCCUUCUCCACAUAACCAAUUUAAAAAGUCAAAAUCCUGAGUAUUUUUCUUAUGAUCUCUCAAUGAGCCACUUUACAUUCAUGUGCUUACCUCCUUACAGUUCUAAUCAAUACUACUUUUCAUGAAUUAAAUGUUGUUGUUUUUUUAAACAGUGUUACUUCUGUUCAUUCUUGUGUUAAUUCAUUAUGUGUGUAAUGCUUUUCUUCCAGCAUCUCCCCCAAAUUCAUAUGAAAAGCAUAAAACUGCACUUAGCUAUUGUAAUCAGUUCACAUUUACGUAACUUUAAAGUCCUGUAUGCACGUAAAUAGCGAACAGUGGUGCAAGCCUGAACCAAGCGCCAGAUUAAAUCAAUGUAUUUUGUUCUAUGUAAUUCUAAGUGUGAGUAGGUUUGUCAAUUGUGGUUUGCACACUUAACCUGGCUUUGCUUCACUUUUAGUAAAAAAAAAUGCAUAGCGCUUCUUAUGUUUUAUCUACAUGCAAACAAAUAUUCUAGUUUUGUGAACAUUUCUAGCCAAGUGGCAAAAUUAUUACAUGGUGAUUUUUCCUUUUGUACACUUUCACAUUGAAUAAUUUAGCACUGUGCCAGCUGCUAAACAUUCUCUGCUUAACUAAUGCACUUGUGAAUUUGUAAAGUAAAAACUAUUCUUGUAAUUAUUUUUAAUGUACAGUAUUGAUUCUGCAUUUCAGCUUUGUUUUUUUUUACUGGAUGUAUAUAGCUGUCUAUAAUGCACUUUAUAUCUCUUGAGAAGUAAAAUGGGCUUCAGAGAAUGUCACUGUUUCAAAGGGAGCCUUCUAGAACUAGAAGUAAACAAGGCUACAUUAUUGUAUUUUGCUUUACAGUAGAUGCUAGACUCUGGGUUUGUCAAAAAAAGGGGGAAGAGGAUAUUGAUACUAAAAUGUGGAAAACACUAUCUCUGAAUAAUAUUGUUAUUUUGGUAUAUAGAAGAUACUGUAAAUAUGUGCAGCUGUGUUGAAAUACUGUUCUAGUAAGAUGUUGCAACUGUAAAACAAUGAUUGUGAGUUCUAAUAAAUUUUAUUGCAAGUUUUUCAUACUAC